CCGUUGCUUCAUCUUUCUUGCUUCUUUCACUUGUGAACUUCUUGAGAUUUUUCUGUCAGCUCAAUUUCACAACAAUGGCGAUCGUUAGUCUCACCUCCUUCGUUCUCUUCGCACUCAUGCUCUGUCUCCCUCUACCUUCCGUCGCAGUCCCAUCGGGAGAGCUGGAAAUAGCCAUCUCAGUCCUCCGUGUCAGAGGCCGCGCUCUAUUCGCAAACGCCAUCACCACCUCCGAUAUCCUCUUCGAUCUCCUCUCCGCCGAGUCUCUCACCCUCCUAGUCCCCACCGACGCCAUGCUUUUUGACCUCGACAUGAGGUACUCUCUCCCCAUGUACAUCUCCACCCUCCGUCUCCACGCCUUACCUCUCCGCCUCACGAUUUUCGAGCUCCGAUCACUCUCUAACGCCUCCUCCGUCCCGACCUUCCUCCCCUCACACUCACUUCUUCUCACUAAGCCUUCUUCCUCCGAUUCCGUUUAUCUCGACGGCGUCGAAGUUUACCUACCUGGUCUUUUCUAUGACCAGCAUAUCGCCGUCCAUGGUCUCGCCAAUAUUCUCCAGCUCUGCAGAUCGCAUUGGGCGGAACUCGAGAACGGCGCCUUUGCUUUGCCACCUAUGGUUGAUUCGCCGUCAUUUUCACCGUCAUAUUCGCCAUCAUACUCGCCAUCGCCAAGGAGCACGUGGUGGAUUUCACCGUCGCCAGAAGAUUACAUCGAGUUUUUUGGCCGUACACCAGCAGAGCCGCCGCGGAUUGGGGAGGUUCCAGUUUCACAACCGCCGUUGGAAGAAGAUCUGAUCGUUGGUGAUGGGGAUUCUUGGACUACCGGAUUCUGAUGGACACGUGGUCUUAUCUUACUGGACCAUUCAUUUUCUUGUGCCAACUCGAAAGAUUAAAAUGCAAAGACGCUUCUUUUUUUGGAUUUUGUAAAUUUCAUAGGAAAUGCAUGUUUACUGGUGU
Molecule: messenger RNA, 954 nt
Organism: Brassica oleracea var. oleracea
Lineage: Eukaryota; Viridiplantae; Streptophyta; Magnoliopsida; Brassicales; Brassicaceae
Product: fasciclin-like arabinogalactan protein 19
Exons: 1
Coding region: 75-830 (251 amino acids)
Source: RefSeq, a predicted model, not a curated record